GUGCGAGAAAGUGUUAGUGAGAGGCAGAGCAUUAAAUUAAAAGGAAACUAUAAUCUCUCAUAUCGAUUGAUAUCUCUCCCAAUCUCCUCUCUUUUUGUCUCUUCUUCAUCCCCUCUCUGUGUAUCUGUCUCUCAAGUUUCCUCUCUGCCUGCAACUAGUGAACCGAGUCGAUUCGUGGUGGAUCUAUUCGGUGGGGGAAUUGUGGUUUGUUGUUCCAAUUCUCUUCUGCUGACCUGACCACCUCUGCUUCAGUCCCCUGUAACGGUUUGGGCUUUAGAUCAGUGGACGCAUCUCUAGAGCUAUCACUCUCUCUCAGUUGCCUCACUCCUUAUGGCCUCUGCCUAUGCUCAUUCGAGGAAAUCUAUGAAAAGAUUGGAGUCCAAAAAGUCGCAUUCCUGGUGGUGGGACAGCCACAUCAGUCCCAAAAACAACAAAUGGCUUAUGGAGAACCUUGAAGAGAUGGACCGGAACGUGAAGCGGAUGCUGAAGCUGAUCGAAGAGGACGGCGAUUCCUUUGCCAAGAAGGCUGAGAUGUAUUAUCAGAAAAGGCCAGAACUGGUUUCUCUUGUCGAGGAGUUCUACCGCAUGUACCGGUCUCUAGCAGAGCGUUACGAUAACGUGACCGGCGAAUUGAGAAAGAGCGUCCCCGUCGAUCUCCAAUCCCAGGGCUCCAAUGCCUCUGACCUUGCCUCUGACCUACCAUCUUCAUCUCCCUCUCCUGCUCCUGCUCCCGACCGACCGCCUCUUGCUAGGAGAUCGUCAGGUCACAGGGCUGCUGGUUUUGAUUUCUUUCUGGGUUCCGGGGACACAACCUCUGACCAUGGCCAUAAAGAAGGAGAUGAGUCGUCUACAUUGACAGAUUCGGAUUCAGAAUCCGACGACGAUUCAUCCGUUAACAAUUACUCGGGACCGAUAGCAGGUCAUGGUGGUGGUGACCAAGCACUUGCCAAGAAGAUUAUGGAGCUGGAGGCCGAGCUCCGCGAAACCAAGGAGAAUUCCAAUGAUCUUGCUUCCAGAAUCGCAGAAUACGAGCUUGAACUGAAGAGAGCAAAUCAGAGAAUCCACAGUUCAGAAGACGAGAUCGAUAGAUUGAAAUGUGAGCAUGAGAAAUGCAACAAGCCGUUUGAGCACAUCAAUGCAAGCCGAGAUGCUGGAGCCGAGCUAGAGCCAAUCCUCCAACCGUUGCUGCAGCUUGAAGAGGGAGAGGAGGGUGAAACUUUAAGCGGCAGCAGCUCAAAUGACAAGAUCGUUCACUCACUAGCGGAGGAACUCAGAAUCACAAGAAUGAGGCUUCAGGAAUCCGAGAGGGAGAUAGCUAGCUUGAGGCAGAGAUUGGAGAGCAACGACGAGGUCUCCGAUCAGAAGGUGAGGAAUUUGCAGGAUCAGCUUGCGUCAGCUCGAAAGGACAUAGCCGCAUGGAAAAGCAAGGUGAACUCGGAGAGAAAGGAAGUGUCCAAGCUACAGGAGAGAGUUUCCAGACUGAAAGCAAGUUUGACCGACCGUGACCAAGAGGCGAGGGAGCUGAAAACCGCGGUGUCCGAUGCAGAAAGGAAGAUAUUCCCGGAGAAAGCUCAAAUCAAGGCAGAGAUAACAAAGCUGCUAGAGGAGCAGAGCGGCUUCAGGGAGCAGCUGAGGGAAUGGGAGUCCCGGGGCCGUUGCUUGGAGGAUGACAUCAGAAGGCUUCAAGCCGAGAAGGCCGAAAUGGAGGAAAGGCAUUGCUCCGAGACCGAGCAGCUGAAGGCAGAGAUGGCCGAGCUAGUCGAAACCGUGAGCACGUUGAGAACCGAGAGGGACAUGGCGAAGCAGAGAGCCGAUGCGGUGGAAGCAGAGUUGGUUUCUCAGGAGCAGCAGAUUGAUGAGAUGGAGAAGCACUUGGAGGAGCUACACAAGGAACUGGUGGGGGUGGUAUCCGCGGCGGAGGAGGCCCGCAGGAAGGCAAAAGAGCUGGAAGAGGAGGUGGAGAAGCAGAGGAAGCUGGUGGAGGAAAGUGCGGAGGAGAAGCGGGAGGCGAUAAGGCAGCUGUGCGUGUCGAUAGAACACUACAGAGUCGGGUAUCAUGAGCUUAGGCAGGCGUUUGCAGGUGCUGGCGGACACGGUAGAGUUGCUGUGCUAGCGGCAUAGGCGAGACUUGAGAGAGAAGGUAGGGGUUUCUUACUUGUUAGGAUGUCUUCAUAGCAAAAACAAGAAAUAGUAGCAGAAAAAUAGUGUCUGGGAUUUUGUGGAACGGUUUGAUUUUGCUUGUGUUGUUUUUUUCCUUUUGGUAAGGUUUGAACGAAACAUGGUGUGGAUGUGGAAGAGAUUGGUUUCGUUGCUCAAGCAUGAGGGUGGAAAUGGAUGAUCGAGUGUUUUUGUGAUUGUCAUUUUGGCUUUUUUUUCCCGGGUGUCGUGUGGGUUUUGACUUUGGGUUUUGUCCAAUGUCCAAUUUGGUUUUUCUUAUCUCAAGGGAUUAAUACCGCUCAUCUUUCAUUCUUCCAAGUCACUAAUCCUAUGGAGAUCGGAUUCGUCCGUCCUUGCCAA
Messenger RNA from Linum tenue, 2517 nucleotides. Lineage: Eukaryota; Viridiplantae; Streptophyta; Magnoliopsida; Malpighiales; Linaceae. The record is from the annotation of a GenBank genome assembly.